Messenger RNA from Xyrauchen texanus (razorback sucker), 2083 nucleotides. RefSeq names its product transmembrane protein 229A (gene tmem229a). NCBI's taxonomy places the organism in Eukaryota, Metazoa, Chordata, Actinopteri, Cypriniformes, Catostomidae. The record is from RefSeq and is a predicted model, not a curated record. Bases 129 to 1079 code for a protein of 316 amino acids. The transcript has a single exon.
CAUGUAGAAAAUGCGGCUGGUGAGAUUUUCGGCUUCGUGGGGGCGCAGAGUGUCACCGGCGAGGCGUGAAAUGUAACGUAAGAUGCCCAUGAGACAUCCGAGUGUGUUUCCACAGCUCUAUCGUGACGAUGCGACGAGCAGACAGUGAGAGAGACCACAACAAAGCUCGAGCGGGCAACAUGAGCGCGUUACCGCAGUGGAUGCGCAUGUAUUUCUACGGGAUGCACGGAGUUACUCUGGACAUCCUGAUGUCAUCUGUGCGCAGGUUUCAGGAUGACAACGACCUCCGAUUGUUGGGCUUCUCCUCGCCUUAUUUGUGCAUCGUCCACUCCAUCACGCAUUUGGUUUUGGAGAAGAUCUACAUGCAGAAGGAACGCUUCCGAGGGCGACCCGUCGUGUUCCAUCUCGUCUUCUAUCCAUCCCUGUACAUCUGCUUGCAGAUUUUAAUCGGGAAUGUGAUGUCUGUCACGCAGCUUGUCUUGCAUUAUAUGCUUGCGUUAUACUUCACCAAUGUCUUUCAUAAAGGCUUCCUGCGUCUGCAGUAUCACAAUAACCGGGUGUUGGAGAGAUCAUCGUACCCGAACGGGUUACCGGGCGUCCUGCGCUUUGUGUUCUUCGGGAUGCACGGCUUUCUGGAUGAGGUGGUGUUCACCUCGGUGUUCAACCUGUUCGACAAAGCAGACGGGACAUUGACGGGUCACACCUCCCUGUGGUCCUUCUUCAUGUAUGGAAGCUGCAGCUUCGUGGUGGAGAAGCUCUACCUCCAUUUACACUUCAGAAGAGGAUGGGGCACCUGGCAGAGGUUGCCCAUCUACAUCUGCUUCAUUUACACAUGGGAGUUCAUCUGGGGCUUCGUGCUCAGACUGUUUGGCGCGUGCUCGUGGGACUACUCGCAUUAUCCUCUCAAUUUCAUGGGCCUGGUCACAUUGCUGUAUCUGCCCGGAUGGGUUUGUCUCAGUCUGUAUCAGGACGUCUUGUCCAAUAUUCUGUUGAGGGUUGGCUGUAAUGAAAAGGAUGAGGGGAUGCCAGCCUGUGGUGCCAAUGGAAAGCCUGAAACAGAAAAAUUGGCCUUUUCAUAGUGUAUACUCCGGGGAACCAUCAAAAAAGGCACUGGGAUAUUAUUUUUUUUUGUAACAGGUUGUAUUUGUUAGCAUACGUUAAGCUCAGUCGACUGCAUUUGUGGCAUAAUGUUGAUUUGCGGCAUAAAAAAAUAAUUUUAGGUUCCAGUGAGCGGGGGCGGAUUAUGACUAGCAAGGGCCCGGGGCCAAUUUUCUUUUUAUUUAACAAAUACAGUAGACUCCUACAGGCAUUUCUGGCUCGCGCUGCUAUAUCUUUUCUAACUCAUCUGAAUGAUGGGGUGCUUUACCCUCCAUUGUGAGACCUUUGAAGGGCUGAAAGGUGUUGGGCUCAAAAAUAGUGGUCAUUUGGUCAUGUUUUGGAAAAUUCUGUUUGGAACAACCCUACAGCUUGCCUACCAUUAUUAUUCCUCCAUAUAAAAAAACCUGCAACUUUAAAGGGUCCAAAAAUCCCCUAGACUACAUGACAGUGACAGAAUAUUUAAAUGAGCUUCGAGUCUGUUUUGGAAUGUUCGUCAUUUCAAAUUGUAGCUUUCAAAACUUUCACACAAGCCCUUCAAAGGUGCUGUAAGCGAUUUUAGAAUGCUGAAGCUUUCACGUGACUGAGCCAUUGUAUUAGCCACGCCCCCUCAUUCCAAAACCCCGCCCUCCAAAUAUCAUUUUGAGACAAAAACCAAGCAAAACAGCAGCAUUGUUUGUUCCUGUGGCUGUCAAAUUCAACAGUGGCACAAUAGCGCCCUCAACUGACAAACUUGAAUCAUAGCUUCAAUGACCCGCUUCAAAUACUACACUAUGAGAACGAGCAAAAUGAUUGACAGGUGAAAAGCGUCAGAUAGAGAUAUCUCAGUACACUGAUUUCAUUAAUAUCUUUAAUUGAGUAGGACAAAUGUUUGCAUACUUUUCCAUUAAAAAAAUCACUUAAAGCACCUUUAAUCUACUUUAAAAUUCUAACUUCAAGCAUUUAAAUCUAUUUUAAACUUUCAGACAAAGUUUUGUCAAACCAACUG